Molecule: messenger RNA, 846 nt
Organism: Postia placenta MAD-698-R-SB12
Lineage: Eukaryota; Fungi; Basidiomycota; Agaricomycetes; Polyporales; Adustoporiaceae
Exons: 6
Coding region: 1-846 (281 amino acids)
Biological process (GO): peptidyl-lysine dimethylation
Molecular function (GO): protein-lysine N-methyltransferase activity
Source: RefSeq, a predicted model, not a curated record
AUGUCUGACUCGGAGGGAGAGGAAGAGUUCGCGCUCGAUUCCGUCUUCACUGAACCACCCAGACCGCCGACACCUGAACCUACGACAGCAAUAUAUAAACGCAAUCAAGAUAUUCCAGGCGACGAAACAACGAAGAAUCAAACUUGGUCAUCGAUUGAAAUCCGCCUUGUUGGCUCCCAUCCGCUGUGGGGCCACUACUUAUGGAAUGCCUCGCGAGCAUUUGCCUCAUAUCUAGACGAGCGGCCUCAGCUAUAUCAUGAUCGUACCGUUCUCGAGCUCGGUGCAGGGGGCGGGCUACCUGGGAUCGUUACGGCUAAGAAUGAUGCUGGAAUGGUGGUUCUUACCGACUACCCGGAUGCUGCACUCCUUGAGAACCUCGCUCACAAUGUCCAGACGAACGUACCACCAGAGUCAUUACCCCGUGUACAUGUGAAAGGCUACAUCUGGGGCCAUCCCGUAGCACCCCUUAUGGAGAUGCUACCGGAGACGGAGGCUUCCAGGGGCUUUGACUUGAUCAUCAUGUCGGAUCUCGUAUUCAAUCACUCUCAGCACGAUGCUCUGCUUAAAACGUGUGAACAGGUUUUGAGACCUUCUCCGCCAGAAAAGUCAAAGUCAGAGGACAAUGUGUCUGUAGGCGAUGCAAAAAAACCCUGCCUUCUUGUCUUCUAUACCCAUCAUCGCCCCCACCUCGCCCACAGAGAUAUGGAGUUCUUCAGCAAGGCGCAGGAGCGUGGUUGGAUUUGUGAGGAAGUAUUGACCCAGACGUUCCCGCCGAUGUUCCCGGACGAUCCUGGCGCGGAAGAGGUUCGCGCGACGGUUCAUGGAUGGCGUUUGACUCGCUCAUGA